UUAUUCUUGAAGCUCCAGACGACAAGCAGCGACACUUGGAACUAACUGCAUCUUUUGAGAUUCCUCUCCUUUAGUAAGGAUUGAAUCCCGUUUUUAUUUUAAGAAAAGAGCAUUUCUUCAUUAGUGAAAUUUUCGUGGGAUUUCAACGCAAAUCGAUUUGAACCGGCGCUGAAUUUUCACAUUUUAUUCUCCGGGACCUAUAAUUCACCAGGUGCUCUACGGCCGGUGGUUCGCUGAUCUAGAAAGAGUUUUACGAAGAUACAGCUCCUUUUGAAGUAUUUUAAGCAACAUUUUCCGGAAGAAAAUUUCUGCAUAAUGGACGGAAUAAGAAGAAAUUACUGACCGCUCUCGUCUAACAUCACCAACGGGUUCUUUUCACUUCGGAACAACUAAAACUGUGAUGAUAAAAAGAACUGACAGAAUGCAAUGAAAGCGUCUUACCCACAAAAGGUUCUCUAAGGAAAAAAAGAGAAGGAUAACAGCGUGAUGUCUCAAAUGUGAGCCAGAAGAUCAAGUUCUCUUACCCGAGCAUCUCGACUGCAGCAUUUGCCACAAUGAGUUCGAAACGCUUGUGCAGCAUCCACAAAAUUCGAGAAAUACAGUUACCUCUGAUAGAACUUCCUGAUCAGUACGACGUCAUUCGGGAAAUAGGUUCUGGAGAUUAUGGCAAGGUUCUACUGGCCAUUCACCGUGAUACUGAUUCCCAAGUGGCAUUGAAAGCUGUUCCUAAAGCGACCACACCACUCAAAGAUUUUCUGAUUGAGUUCCACUAUAGCUAUUUCCUAUCCCCACACAACAAUAUUCUGGACACAUACGAUGUAGCCUUCGAAACGGUUGAGCAUUAUAUGUUCGCACAGGAAGUUGCUCCAUAUGGUGACGUAUGGCAAGUCAUUGAAAGAACGGGAGGAAUGGAAGAGAAUGACCUGAAGAUUGUUGUUAGGCAGAUUGCUUCAGCGCUGGAGUUCAUGCAUAGCAAAGGUCUGGUACAUCGGGACAUGAGGGCAGAGAAUAUGCUGAUAUUCUCUGAAGAUUUCUCUAGAGUGAAACUUACUGAUUUUGGUUUGACGAGAAGAACAGAUACAUUAGUAAAAAAGAGGACAAGAUCCUUGCCGACUUGUCCUCCAGAGAUUUGGGAAGCAGUUCAUCUUGAAGGAUACAACGUUGAAAUUGGUUCGGACGUGUGGCAAAUGGGAAUGUUUAUUUUUGCCGGACUCCUCGCGAAAUUUCCAUGGGAAAAAGCUGACAUCACGGAUUCCAAGUUCUCAGAAUUUGUCCAGUGGCAAAAGCGAAAGAUCACUCGAACACCAAAAGACUUCCGGAAGUUUACCCCUAGGUUACACCGCCUUUUCCGCAGACUUAUGGACCCAAAGCCAUCCAAAAGAUACGAAAUUAAAGAGGUUUACAAGUACUUGGGCGACAAGUGGCUAAUCUGCCGCAGCCCUCGAGUGACAACGACGGUCACCAGAACCGAAGUUACGGAGGCAUCCAACUACAAGCAAGCUGAACGUCUCGGAGAGAUGCUUACGAACCUCACGCUGGAAAACAAGAGUGAGAAUCGUGAAGCAAGGGAACAGAGAAUCAACAACUGGGUCUUGUCCACCUAUGAUGAUUCUAGUUCCAGUUAAGUGGCAAUGAAACCCAAAAUGUGUUAUUUUAUAUUUUGUACCAUAAUUACAAUUAUUCUACUACGGGUUCAUCAGCCAAGUGUUCGCAGCAGCAUAACAGAAAAGCCAAUUCGCUAUACGAUUGCUAAGUUAGUUCCAUUCAGUACUGUCUUUCAGGUUGAGCACAACAUGUGCAUCGGUUUGAACGACGAGUGAACACCGGAUAAAACAUUUGCGAUUUCUGGUGAGCAGUGUACAUUGCUGCAAGAACAUAGUACAAUGCUUUCUUUUCUACUAGUUUGAACGUGUUUAGGAAACAGUAUUUUCGAAACUGAAUGGUUUCUAGAAGUAUUUGAAUGGGAAGUUGAGAGAGAUUAUGGACUUAGAUCUUUUUUGCAGAGAUGAUUUCGAGAGAAGUAAAUGAACUGAAGAAGGAAGUUAAUGAGUCUUCUGUACUUUAUUUGUGUAAUAAAUGCACGUCAAUUUGAAAUUUAAUACUUGCUAUGAUUUUUAUCUUAAUUUGGCUUUAAUUUCAGCAUAAAGAUCUUCAGUAAGAAAUCAUUCGACAACGGUUGAGAUCGAAUUCGGGACACAUAUUGUUAUUUUUGUUAUUUUCCGAAAUGAAUUUUUCCCGAAUAGAACUAUAAAAUGUUAGAUAAUUAGUUAUAUAAUGGUUUUUAGCCUUAUUCGAAACAAAUUAUUUCAAAAUUAAAUUUUUCAGAAUACUAGAAUUAUAAAAUACUAGAUAAUUAAUUACAUAAUUUGGUUUUUGGCCAGAUUCGAAACAAACAAAUUAUUUCAAAAUAAAUUUCUUCAGAAUAGAAUUAUAAAAUGAUAGAUAAUUAAUUACAUAAUUUGGUUUUUGGCUAAAUUUGAAACAAAUUAUUUUAAAAUGAAUUUCUUCAGAAUAGAAUUAUAGAUAAUUAAUUACAUAAUUUGGUUUUUGGCCAAAUUCGAAACAAAUUAUUUCAAAAUGAAGUUCUUCAGAAUAGAAUUUUAAAAUGUUAGUAAACUAAUUACAUAAUUUGGUUUGGGGACCUAAUUCGAAUCGAAUUAUCAUUUCUGAAAUUAUUUAUAGCGGAAGAAGAUAGUUGUUCUUUUUCCUAUUCUUUUGAACAUGUAAUCUUUCGCUGAAAUUAAGACCCAAUUAAGAUUCAGUUUUGGCGAUUAUUGAAUUUGUCAAUGUUGUUUGUUUAACUUCUGCAGAAUAAUUGUUUGGGAUGUAUUUCUCUCAAUAAUGCAACUCAGACGUUUCACAAAUAUUGAUGAUAUUCGUGCGUUUUCGUAUAAGAGGUGUUAGCUCCGAAGUGAUGUUGUAUUUUUCAAUUAAAAAAGCAUCAUAAUUUUGAUGUAAAUGCUUUUGUAAUAUCCAGAUACAUUUAGCAUAUACUCUGAAGUUUAAUAUGCAUGCUUUAAUGAUGACUGAAUUUGUAUUUUGAAAUAUUAAUUACAUGCAAUGAAAUUUGCAUUUAAAGAGCCUCAGAUUCCCCGCCUAUCAUUAAAAGCUUUUGCUCAAAUUAAUUUAUCAGUCACUAAUGGUUAACCAUAUUUAUGACUAUUCAAAACAAACUUAACUAUUAGCCAACAAAUUAAAAUUUUUCCACAUUUAAACCGAGAAAUAUGUGGAGUCAGUAACUUGAUUUAUUUAAGAAUGUUUACAUUAAAGGCAUUGGAAUAUUGUUACAAAACUAUCUUGUACAUUCCGAAUGAAAUUUUUGAAUUCUCAAUUAUUGUAAGUUUUCAUAUGUAAGCAUUCAUUUCAUUAAUAUGUAAUGUGAUAUUAGCAAAACAAAUUUCCCAACAAUGAUUUAUUUUCUUAAAAUAUGUAUAUUUAAAUUUACUUAUUUCAAAACAUAAUAUUUUUCCUAUGUGUUACGUAAAAAUUUUCAUAACAACAUCUUUGCGUGCGUACAUUGAUUGAAUGUUUAUUGCAUUUACUUGUAGCCUAUGUAUAUAUACGUCUAGAAAGAUUAAUAUUAAUGCCUCUAAAGAUGUUCUAUUAAAACGUUUUCAAUAAAUGAAAUUUAGGAAGAAGAGAAAAGCUCUACGUAAAUAUAUAAAAUCUCUUAAAUGAUAUCUUUAUGGCAAAACGAAAGUUCUUUUUCCUUGCUUAGGAAAUUCCAAUAAAUUCAGUGUCUCAGAUUUCCAGAGAGUUGUAUCGUUAUUGCACAAAAAAAAUUAGCAAUUUAUUGCCAUCUUCAAAAUUAGUCUCAUGUUUGUAAAACCUGCAGCCCCAUGAAGGAAUUAAUAGAUCAGAAAGAAAUGUAUGCCGCGGAUUAUUAUUGGUAAUGCAAAUAAAUCAUUAAAGUUUCAGAGUAAUACACGUCAUUAUUGACACAAAACCAUUUUGAACUUCUGCAUACGUUAAGGUAUAGAAAGAAAGAUACUCUGGGUACUUUCCUAGAAUGUUACCUCCUAUGAUGUUUCAAUCUUGAUCCUCAUUUUACCGAUAUUGAUUGUUGGAAGAGAAUUAUGGGCCAACUGCCCAAUAACCAUUAUACAUCAUAUUCAGAGUACUUCGUAUUAAGCAUAAGGCAGCCCAGAAAUGAAGUGGUAUUAUCUAUGCUGCGAAGAAGGUUUGGACACUCUGGGCAUCAUGUGGUUGAGAGCUGCCUUGUUAGAAUGGAAGUGUCGGUGGCAACGGAUCGCUUAUGGUAAUAAAUGACACAUCACAUCAUCAUUCUAAAUGCGUCUGAUAUAACGUUCUAAAAUGCAUGUUGGAAGAUGACGGUCAUCGCAGUUCUGUCUUAACGCGAACAUGGCAUCAUUAUGUCCAGGUUAAAAUGAAACUUCAGAAAGCAGAACCUGUUGACAAUCUUCGCCAAAUUGACUGUGCAAAAUUGUCGUAACUUGAGGUGUCUGUAAUUUAGGGUCAAGGACUCCUCCUCAAAGGAUUGAAUUCUUACAUACAGUGGAAGGCAUCAAAUCUUGGUAGCAGUGCGUCACUACCACGUGGAUAAGAUAGCUGCCAUUCCGUAAUGUUGCCAAAUUUCAUGGCCACUACCUAAGUUUUGACUUGUCUACUUCUCUUCAGUCCAUUAUCUCCAUAUUUGCAUCACUAUUGUACUACUCUGCUCCGCAUGAGCAGCAGUGUAGUGAUGCAAAUGUCUUCCUUCUUUCAGGCUGAUUACUAGUUCUCAUUGAAGUUCUGUAGUUUGCUUAUAUAACCUUUGAUGUCAACAAGCCAUCGUGAUUUCUACAAGAGUUUCCAUCUCUUGGAGACGAAGACAGUGUAUACUUCCUUGGUUCCUCGACAACCCUCUGUGUAUAAGCUUCACACUAUAGUUCAAAGGAUGUUGCCGAGUUUAACAUGCAAAUGAUUAGAAAUAUAGAAUGCAUGUCUAUGAAUUUUGUAUUUUUAAUCACUUGCAUGCUAUACCCUGAUUUAUCUUUCCCGUAAUUUUCAUUCUAUUUUCCUGAUUACUUCAUGGUGUUGCAAUUUUCAGAAAUAUGAGUGUUUUAAUAUUAAUAAAAGUCGCUGUUAAAAUCUCUGUUUUAAUGUGAUACAGCUAAUAGCAUAAACGAAAUCUUUUUCGAUUCUAUGUUGCCCACUUUUAGAAUAUAAAAAGUGUUUUUUAAUCCUAAAACGAAAGAUUCAUAUUGAAAAUAAUAUAUAUGUAAAAGACUUAUAUGCUCAUUAGAAAAAUAUGUGCAAAAUAUAAAAAUGAAAAUAUCUUAAAUGUCUAUUGGAAGAAGUAUGCAUAUAGUUUUGUGAAGCCUCUGAUUUUGUUAAUAUAAACCAUACUGAAACCCACCAUCUUCCUUAAUUACAACAUUUAAGGAUAUAUGCAUCGAAGUCAAUCUUAGCUCUUCAACAUACAGAAUAUGCAACUAAAUGUCAUUUUUAAAUCAAUAUAUAAACAUAUGAAUUAUAUAUAAUCUGUAUAUUCAGGUACAGAUUUAGACAGCGAAAUGUAGUUGUGAUUGGAUUUCGUUUCAAAUACGUGAUAAUCGCGUUUUCUAGAAAAAUAUCAUCUAUCUUUAUUACAACUUUUAACACAUGAAGUUUUUUAUAUAAUAUUCUUAUUUAUGUAUAAAUAUUUCAGAAAUUACUAUGUCUUCAUAUUUCUGCGCAUACUUAUGAUUAUGGAUUGAAUUGUUUUGGAAAUUUAUGUGAAAGAUGCAGAAAUUCAAAUAUGAUGAAUAUUUAUUCUAUACUUAACAAUACAAUAUAAUAGAUGUAUACAACAUAUGAUAAUUUUAAGAUAAUAAACGAGUUCGCUGUUU
Stegodyphus dumicola is the source of this 5831-nucleotide messenger RNA. RefSeq names its product serine/threonine-protein kinase meng-po-like. The record is from RefSeq and is a predicted model, not a curated record. Lineage: Eukaryota; Metazoa; Arthropoda; Arachnida; Araneae; Eresidae. Gene Ontology annotation, molecular function: ATP binding; protein serine/threonine kinase activity. Gene Ontology annotation, biological process: protein phosphorylation.